Messenger RNA from Ustilaginoidea virens, 1650 nucleotides. RefSeq lists its product as uncharacterized. The transcript has 3 exons. Gene Ontology annotation, biological process: intracellular signal transduction; peptidyl-serine phosphorylation. The record is from RefSeq and is a predicted model, not a curated record. Gene Ontology annotation, molecular function: protein serine/threonine kinase activity; ATP binding. NCBI's taxonomy places the organism in Eukaryota, Fungi, Ascomycota, Sordariomycetes, Hypocreales, Clavicipitaceae. The coding region runs from base 1 to 1650 and encodes 549 amino acids.
AUGAAGGCCAAGCUAGUCAGUAAGCCAAGUAGUUGCGCAGCAUUGGAUCCAGUCACAAGACCGCCUCCACCACCGGGCUCAAAGAUGGACUGUCAGAAGGACGAUGAACAAGCUGAAGCGAGUUCGGUCAAGGUGAGACCGGGAGGUGCAAAGGUCUUCUCCGAAAUUCGCAGUGCAAUUCGGGCCAUCAGACGAACACCAUAUAACUGCUCAGAUGGCUCUGCUGCAUUUGAGUGGAAGCAGAGACGUUCGUCAUCGGCGAACGUGGACAAACGUCAACUCGGCCACGAAUUGAACAACAUUCCGACUCCGAUCCUGCAACGCAAGCCCAAAGGCAUGUCACCAAAGGCAAUAGCCAAAAGGCUUGGGUUCGACAAUAUUGGAGUGUCCUCAAACGCUACAGUAGUCCUUCGAGGCUCGCCGCUUCGGCGGCGCACGUCACUUCAAGCCCUACCCAGCUCUCCAAGCUUGCAGCUUGGUGAUGCUGUUAGCUCAAUAUCCUCCCUGUAUACGGAUAAAUCGUCAAACGUUGGCAAUAACUCGACUCGGAAAACUUCUGUAGAUUCUCGCUUUUCCGACUAUACGACGACCAAGUCCAGCUUGAAGAGGCGUCACAGUCGCAGACACCCGUGGUCCAAGUCAAGUCCCGACGGCGGAACUUUGCAAACCAUAGAUGAAGGGCUCCAUCAACCCCAACCCACCAUUCUGACCGUCGAGAAGGCAUCGGCAGCAAAAGUGUACUUGGAGACUCACUUUAACAAUCUUCUUCAUAAGCCAAGUGCCAGAACUACUCGCUUGCAAUACUUGGAGUCACAGCUUUACUACAGUCCCCACCUGGACUUGCAAGAAAAGGACAUCAUCAGACAGUCGUUUUAUUAUCAAGAGAUGUGCCAUUCGAGGGAAGUACGAGUCACCAAGACAAAGUCCUUGACCUCCCUCAAACAGGGAACUUGGUCGCAAGCGGAUGGCUAUGAUUGCCUAAAGAUUCUUGGCCGCGGGAGCUUUGGGGUGGUCAAGUUGGUCCGAGAGAAGGCUGAUGAAGCACAUGCAUUUCCACGACAGGUUUUCGCCAUGAAGGUGAUACGUAAAUCAGAAAUGAUUCGUAGCUGCCAGGAAGGUCAUUUGCGAGCCGAAAGAGACUUUCUCGUGGCAUCCGAGGGCUCGAACUGGAUUGUGCCGCUGGUGGCAAGUUUUCAAGACCUGAACAGCCUGUACUUGGUCAUGGAGUAUAUGCCGGGCGGUGAUUUCCUCGGCCUCUUGAUUCGGGAAAACAUCCUGCACGAGUCCGUAGCCAGGUUUUACAUUGCUGAAAUGAUUCUGGCCGUUGAAGAGGCCCACCGGCUCAAGUUUAUUCAUCGAGACAUCAAGCCGGAUAACUUCUUGAUAUCAGCUUCCGGACACUUGAAAAUAUCGGAUUUCGGGCUCGCUUUUGACGGACACUGGUCCCAUGAUGUUUCUUAUUACAGCUGCCAGCGUUACUCGCUGCUUGGAACAUUGGGGAUCCAGAUAAACGGGGAUGCAGACGACCGAAAGAAGCAGACGAAUAUCAGCUCACAGAUUCCUUGGUUGCAAGCAAUGAGGUGUAUCCUGGACCGUCACGAGAGAAAAGGGGUAGAGAAUGACGACGAUUUGCCUAGCCUAUUGGGCUAG